Dermacentor albipictus is the source of this 1979-nucleotide messenger RNA. Lineage: Eukaryota; Metazoa; Arthropoda; Arachnida; Ixodida; Ixodidae. The record is from RefSeq and is a predicted model, not a curated record.
CUUCCUGCCGAAGAAGUGCGGGAUUUUCCACCAACGGACACAACCCUGCGGUUACUGGUUGGUACUGGAAUCACGUAUGGACGACGGUUCACCAGCAGGACGUCCACAGAGGCGACCGCCCAAAACUGUUUCUUUCGGCAACGUUACCAUCUAUGAGUUUCCACGGGUGCAAGGCUUUGCCUCCGUUCCCGCGGAGGGUGGAAUGACCCUUGGAAUGGACUUCACGCAUACAGAGGAAUACACUUGCAUUCUUGGGCGAUAUACUGACCAGCCAUGUCGAUCCCCUGGCGAAUUCAUGUCCAGUGAAACAUCCCUCUCGUAUUCUGGAAACACGACCCCACGUGUCUCUGCUGCAAUGGGAUGUAACGCUGGAACGCCACAGAAAGACACUGGUUUGGAUGAAGGAAGGAAUGGACGGCAGCAGUUGGAGCCCCUCCAAUGGCGUCGUCGCCGUCAGCUGCUUCGAGCCAAUGGCGUGCAAAACCUAGACUCGUCUGAGAGCAAAGCUUGCCGAGCCAUCAGGAAAUCGCGGGAAUGUUGCGGCUGCCACUGUUCUGAGCGGUGCACACCAAAGAGCUGUUCCUGCUCCCGGAACGGCAUACCAUGCCAGGUUGAGCGGGAUGGAUUUCCUUGCGCCUGCUCAGAACAGGCAUGUGAAAAUCCGUGUGGUCGCAGGCAGUACAAUCCUGACAUCAUGCGUGAACAUUACCGGCGCACAUUCAAGCGCCUAGAACUUGAGCAGGCUGCUGGAGACGCGUCAUGCUCUGGUCUCAGACUCGACGCGUGGAGCCAGGAUACCACGGUCGAAGACCCCGAGGUUUCUGCAGGAUGCACGUCCACGCGCUGUGGGCGUCUCCCACGCAGGCACCGACAGGGAGUACGUGGCGGCCGCUGCGCGAGCCUGCUGGACGGCCCAUCGCAGGCCUUGGAGUAGCGGGCUUCGUAUAUUGGGUCUUCUCGCACUUGUCCGAGACCUGCUUACUCAACUAGCACAACACUUCGAGCAGGCCUGCUCCCUCACGGAAGGCGAUACGACUGGGAGCUACUAGGUGGCGUUUUUUGUUUGCCUGUCCAGAACAGUUUCGUUAUGCCUGGUUAUGCUGUCGGCGCACAACGUCGAAGAAUUCCCGGAAUCCAGCUGAGCCACAGUGCCUCAGGCUCGCACACAUGGCAAUGUUUGUGCAACUACGUUUCCUUGCGUGCCUGUUAUUUCUCGAUUAUUAGCGUUUAAUUGUUGAAAUAGCUUUCGCUAGGCAAAUGACCAACAUAUUUGUUGCGAUACGACGGUCAUUGUGUUGCAAUCACUUCGCGUAGUUAAUCGGAAUAUGAUCUUCAGUUCGAUAGUAAUAUAAAGUGUUGUACACAUUUUAGUUUCGCGACAACUGAUUGCCUCAAGGGGCCGCCACCGAAGCAGGGUUUUGACAGUUGUCAUUGCCACACUGGCUGAUACACAAUGAACUGUCGCAUGCACAUCAGCAAAUCUUACUAAAUCGAGUUCAAGCACCUGGAACUCGCAGGCUACAAAAAAUACUGCAGCAGGGAGCCCGAUUAUUUUACAACCUGGUCUUCUAUUGGCACCCAGAGCGCAGUGCAUAAAUAUGUUUGCAUGCACUCCCAAUAGGAGCUUUCUUUAAGCUCGUUUGUAUUUUCAGAUGCAUACGCAAUGUUUCAUUCGGAUGCAUACACAGCGUUUCCUUACAAUGCAUACAUAACGUAUUUUUCAGUAGGGAGUGAGUCAUGAACGUUUGCAACUUCGAUGACUGAAGCUAAUUCGAGUACAAGGGGUUGGCUGCUCUAGAAAUGGGACAGGCCCCAUAUUAUUGCCGAAAUAUAUUUAGAAGAACACUGCCUGUAACAUUAGGCAUAAGAAUUGCUAGAUUUUUAGCUAAAGAAUUGUCCCUUAUUAGUGAUUGGAGUUAUCGUAUCCUACAUAAGCCACACGUCUUAGUGUCCAUUUUCUGAAUGUUUCAUUUUCAUAU